Hydatigera taeniaeformis is the source of this 513-nucleotide messenger RNA. Lineage: Eukaryota; Metazoa; Platyhelminthes; Cestoda; Cyclophyllidea; Taeniidae. The record is from the annotation of a GenBank genome assembly.
AUGGAUUUUCAACUCGAGAGAGGUCGAAAUUCUGGUCGUCGUGGUCUUGAUGGUGAUUCUCAUGACGAGGCCCUCCAACGUCAUUGUGUUAACCACCGCCUAACAUGCAGUCGAUCUCCUCCUGGAGCCGCUAAUGAAGUCACAGGAAAGCGACGUAGAUCACGACAUACUGUCUGUCCCAUCUCCAGCAUGGUAGCAAAGAUGAAAAACGGUCUCUUUACUCGCUCCUACAACACCGCUAACAACAGUCAAGCAGUCGGUGGUAUCGGUGCUGCAGAUAAAGAAUCCACCUUUACAGCAGGGACUUUCCUAAGUCGCAGUCGCAAGCUGGUAGCUGAUGUGGGACAGCAUGUACCAGUACCAAUGGCUAGGGGUCGAAAGAAAAAGGCGACCGGGGACGAAGAUGCAGGCAAACAAGCCACAACUGUCUGUGACAACGAAGAGGAUGCGGACAGUGAUGAUGCAGCUAUGCCGGAUUUGCAGGAGAAUUUUGGUGUAAGUUGGCAUCAAUAA